AUGCUAUUUUGGAAAAAGCAUGCUUCUAAUGUCCCUGAGAAUAGCCUCCAGAGUGAAGAAAGUCUCACUCAGCAGGACAAGACAGACAUUUGUCUAAAGUCUUUUGAACAUGAUGGGAAAGAAAAAGCGUUCAGUGGGAAGAAGAUAUCCCUUAUGUGUGGGCCAGUUUAUACUAAAGAGCCAUGUAAUCAGCAACCUGUCAAUGUGGGAGAAACAGUUCAGGUUGAGAAGAAAAUGUUCCACAACAAUCAUUUUGGCAAGAAUCAGGAAACACAAUCAAGAGGGAAACUCCAUGGACAUUGCAAUAAUGAGAAAUCUCUUAUGUAUAAAACAAAUGUCAACACAAAUCAGAUAAGCCAGACAGCAAAAAGUUACUAUAAGUGCAGCUACUGUACAAAAUCUUUUAGUUGUAAAUCUUGCCUUUCCACCCAGCAGAGAACUGACACAGGAGAACGUUUCUAUGUGUGUAAUGAAUGUAAAGAAAACAUGUACCAGAAGCCAGAACUUAGAAGAGAUCAGAUCCUUCUCACUGAAGAGAAGCAAUAUGAAUGCAAUAAGUCUGGAGAAGCUUUUGAUGAGCAAUUGUUUAUCAAGAGACCUGAGAGAAUUCACACAGGGAGGAAAACUUAUGAAUGUAGAGACUGUGGAAAAGCUUUUUCUCAGAAGUCACACCUAACCCAGCAUCAAAGAAUUCACACAGGGGAAAAACCUUAUGAUUGUAGUGAGUGUGGAAAAGCUUUUUCUGUGAAGUCACACCUAAUCGAGCAUCAGAGAAUUCACACAGGGGAAAAACCUUAUGAGUGUCGUGAGUGUGGAAAAGCUUUCUCUCAAAAAUCACACCUAAUCAGGCAUCAACGAAUCCACACAGGGGAAAAAUCUUAUGAAUGUGCCGAGUGUGGAAAAACCUAUGCCAGCCACUCAGGUCUGACUGUACAUCAGAGACUCCACACCAGGGAAAAACCUUAUGAAUGUAGUGAGUGUGGAAAAGCAUUUUCUGCGAAGUCACACCUAAUCAUACAUCAGAGAAUCCACACUGGAGAAAGACCUUAUGGAUGUACCCAGUGUGGAAAAACUUUUUCCCACCAGUCAUGUCUCAUAACACAUCAGAGAAUCCACACAGGGGAAAAACCAUAUGAAUGUAGUGAAUGUGGAAAAUCUUUUAUGCAAAGCUCAUGUCUCAGAACACAUAAAAGAAUCCACACAGGGGAAAAACCUUAUCAAUGUAGCCAGUGUGGGAAAGCAUUUGCUUACAGUUCAUAUCUCAUAACUCAUAAGAGAAUCCACACAGGGGUAAGACCUUAUGAAUGUAGCCAGUGUGGAAAAGCUUUUACCCAAAAGUCAAGUCUUACAACACAUCAGAGAAUCCACACAAGAGAAAAACCAUAUGAAUGUAGUAAGUGCGGAAAAGUUUUUGCCAGACGUUCAGGUCUCAAUUCACAUCAGAGGAUCCACACCUAG
Molecule: messenger RNA, 1458 nt
Organism: Ochotona curzoniae (black-lipped pika)
Lineage: Eukaryota; Metazoa; Chordata; Mammalia; Lagomorpha; Ochotonidae
Product: zinc finger protein OZF-like
Exons: 1
Coding region: 1-1458 (485 amino acids)
Cellular component (GO): nucleus
Source: RefSeq, a predicted model, not a curated record